CAGGUAACAAAAAGGAUGAGGAAAGACUAACGGGUAGAUACACAUAAAAGCCUUCCGUUUCCUAUGAAACCGCUUCCCUCCAGCUCCACUGUCCGUCGCGUUCGCGUAGAAAUGUGCUCGUGAAACGCACGUCUCAGGUACGGUAGCCUCGUAGGGACUGCGGCCUGAGAACCGGGGAACUCGAGAUGACGGGCGCUCGGAGGUCGAUGUGUAAUUAGCUGCCAGCCGGUGAAACUGAAGUCCGUGUAAGGAAGUAUGUCUGGCAGAAUGCAGGAAUGCGCGCACGAAAGGGACCUGCAUUCUGUCAAGGAGAAGUGGAAAUUUCCCUUGUCUGACGGCGAGGGUGGAAGGAACAGGUGCUUUUCUGUGGCGUCCGUCCAGCACACGCGUCCUACAGAUUUGCACCAACGGCAAUCUCAGCGUACGAUGUGCAUCUGCGUCAGAAGGUGGCGGUGAAGAAGCUUUCCCGGCCCUUCCAGUCCCUCAUCCACAGCCGGCGCUCCUACAGGGAGCUGCGCCUCCUCAAGCACAUGAAGCACGAGAAUGUAAUAGGGCUGCUAGACGUCUUCUCUCCUGCCACUUCCCUGGAGGACUUCAAUGAAGUUUACCUGGUGACCAAUCUGAUGGGGGCGGACCUCAACAACAUAGUGAAGUUCCAGCGCCUCUCGGACGAGCACGUGCAGUUUCUCAUUUAUCAGCUACUAAGAGGCCUCAAGUACAUUCAUUCAGCCGGACUGAUCCACAGAGACCUGAAGCCAAGCAACGUGGCGGUGAAUGAAGACUGUGAACUGAGGAUCCUGGACUUUGGAUUGGCCAGGCAAACGGAUGACGAGAUGACAGGAUAUGUGGCGACUCGCUGGUACAGAGCACCUGAGAUCAUGCUCAACUGGAUGCACUACAACCAGACAGUGGAUAUCUGGUCUGUGGGGUGCAUCAUGGGAGAGCUACUGAAGGGGAAGGUCCUGUUUCCUGGCAACGAUUACAUUGACCAGCUGAAAAGGAUCAUGGAGGUGGUGGGCACCCCUAGCCCUGAGUUGUUGAAGAAGAUCUCCUCUGAACAUGCUCAGAAAUACAUCCAAUCCCUUCCUUAUAUGCCCCAGCAGGACCUGGAAAAAAUCUUCAGAGGAGCAAAUCCAUCGGCGGUGGACCUGCUGAAGCGGAUGCUGGUGCUGGACUGCGACGGGCGCGUGACGGCCGCCGAGGCGCUGGCGCACCCCUACUUCUCCCAGUACCACGACCCCGACGACGAGCCCGAGGCCCCGCCCUACGACCAGACCCUGGAGAGCAAGGACCGCACCCUGGAGGAGUGGAAGGAGUUGGUGUUCGAGGAGGUCAACAGCUUCAAGCCUCCCGGCAGUAAGAAGGACAGCCUGCAGGCGGAGCAAUGAGCCGAUGCCCCGCCCCCUUUCACCGCUGCCCCGCCCACUCCCCGGGAGGGACCGCCCUCCCCGCGUCUGUCUGUCUGUCAGUGUGGGGUCUUGGGAGAGACUGCCAACCAAACAGAGAAGACUCCCUGUCCUGUAGGCGCAUGACCCCCAAACCCCACCCCACCCCACCCCCGCCCCCUGCCCCUUUUCUGUUUUUCUAACCUUACGUCGAGAGAGUGUUGAUGGGGACCCUUGUUCGAACCCCAGGAUUUAUUUGCGUUGGUUGUGCCAGGACUCCCAGUGCAAGCGCUGACAUUUCGUACAGCUUCAGGAUGAACUGAUGAGUUUUCUGUGUGAGGUGACCGGUUCUCCUUUCACCCAGCAGAGUGGCUCUCUAGGCAAUACGUGAUGUCUUGACACGAAAUGGAAUGCAGAGGCCAACGUCAGUACAUGGACCAAUAUUAUAGCACACUAAUGUGUUAUCACAGGUGAGACUAUGGGCGGGGCCUGAGGGGGGAAGGCGGAACCAGUCCUGUCUGUCAAGUUGAGUGCAUUUAGUCCAGGUUUAGCCCCAAGACGAGUCCCGCAAGAGCCAUCAAUUCCAGAUUGCGUCAUCGAACAAAUGACGGUGCAGUGCGCCAUUCCACUAGGCGCGUCUCCAGUGUGUCAACACGGCGUCCAGUGUAUGUAUGUGUUGUGAGUGAGAGAUUAGUGUUUGUGCGUGCCUCUCUCCCUUUCCUCUCCCCCACGGUGUUCUCGCAUGUCUUUUGUAAAAUGCUAGCCGACGUCCAGCGCUGUCUUCCGGUUUGUUCAGGCUCACCUGAGUCUGUUCGCAUGUUUCCUCUCCGACCUCAAUAAAAACCAAACUUCCAAACCUCUGAUAA
Messenger RNA from Anguilla rostrata (American eel), 2251 nucleotides. RefSeq names its product mitogen-activated protein kinase 11 (gene mapk11). The transcript is spliced from 12 exons. Bases 531 to 1388 code for a protein of 285 amino acids. Gene Ontology annotation, biological process: intracellular signal transduction; protein phosphorylation. The record is from RefSeq and is a predicted model, not a curated record. Gene Ontology annotation, cellular component: nucleus; cytoplasm. Lineage: Eukaryota; Metazoa; Chordata; Actinopteri; Anguilliformes; Anguillidae. Gene Ontology annotation, molecular function: MAP kinase activity; ATP binding.